Messenger RNA from Diospyros lotus (date-plum), 3468 nucleotides. RefSeq lists its product as uncharacterized. Gene Ontology annotation, molecular function: protein binding. Gene Ontology annotation, biological process: mRNA splicing, via spliceosome; generation of catalytic spliceosome for first transesterification step. Lineage: Eukaryota; Viridiplantae; Streptophyta; Magnoliopsida; Ericales; Ebenaceae. The record is from RefSeq and is a predicted model, not a curated record. Bases 286 to 3033 code for a protein of 915 amino acids. Gene Ontology annotation, cellular component: post-mRNA release spliceosomal complex; U2-type catalytic step 2 spliceosome; Prp19 complex. The transcript has 5 exons.
GGGGAUUUCUAUCGCAUCACUCGAACGAUUUCCCUCUUUCUUGCUUCGUGUUUCUCCUUCGAAGGAUUCCGUUUUCCCCAUCAUCACCAUGGCGUCCAAUCACCGAUUGCUUUGAGUUUCUGCAACUAAGUCCAACGAGUCGCCGAUCGGCUUGAGUUUCCCAAAUUCAUUUCACCGCAGUAUCACCGGAAAUAAGGGGGGAAAGAAGAGGUUUAGUUGUCGGAUUCGGAGAACCACACUGUUUUCUGAGCUUUUCCUCUUCAAUUUCCUGCAAAUUCACUGUUCAUGUCAAUACCACAAGAACUUUAUCCAAGUCAAGACGACUUGUUAUACGAAGAAGAACUCCUUCGCAAUCCAUUCAGCUUGAAACUAUGGUGGCGAUACUUGGUCGCUCGAACCGAAGCGCCGUUCAAGAAGCGAGCUAUAAUCUACGAGCGAGCCCUCAAAGCCCUACCGGGAAGCUACAAAUUAUGGUACGCUUAUCUCCGUGAACGUCUCGAACUUGUACGGAACCUCCCCAUCACACACUCACAGUACCAAACCCUAAAUAACACAUUUGAGAGAGCACUUGUCACAAUGCACAAAAUGCCACGGGUUUGGAUUAUGUACUUGCUGACCUUGACGGAGCAAAAGCUGGUCACUCGGACUCGCCGCUCCUUCGAUCGGGCGCUCUGCGCGUUGCCGGUGACGCAGCAUGAUCGGAUUUGGGAGCCCUAUUUGGUGUUUGUCAGCCAAAAGGGCGUCCCAAUCGAGACUUCACUUAGGGUUUAUAGGCGGUAUUUGAAGUAUGAUCCUACUCAUAUAGAGGAUUUUCUUGAGUUUUUGGUAAAUUCGAACCUUUGGCAAGAGGCAGCCGAGAGAUUAGCAGGGGUCCUGAAUGAUGACCAGUUUUAUUCAAUAAAGGGGAAGACCAAGCAUAGGUUGUGGCUCGAGUUGUGUGAUUUGCUCACGCAGCAUGCGAAGGAAGUUUCAGGGUUGAAUGUGGAUGCGAUAAUCAGGGGAGGGAUUAGGAAGUUCACAGAUGAGGUUGGCCGGCUUUGGACUUCGCUUGCAGAUUAUUAUAUCAGGAGAAACUUAGUGGAGAAGGCAAGGGAUAUAUUUGAGGAGGGGAUGACUACAGUUAUAACAGUUCGGGAUUUCAGUGUGAUUUUUGAUGCAUAUUCCCAGUUUGAAGAGAGUAUGCUUGCUAUAAAGAUGGAAGAAGAAAGUGAGGGAGAGGAUGAUAACAGUGAAGAAAAUGCUGAGGAGGAUGACGAAGAAGAAGAUGACCGUUUGGACGUAGCCAAGCUUGAGAAGAAGCUCAAAAGAUUUUGGUUGAGUGAUGAUAAAGAUGUAGAUUUGAGGUUGGCACGGUUGGAACAUUUAAUGGAUAGGAGACCAGAACUGGCUAAUAGUGUGCUUCUUCGUCAAAACCCACAUAAUGUAGAACAGUGGCAUCGACGAGUAAAGCUUUUUGAAGGUAAUCCGACGAGGCAGAUUCUUACUUACACUGAGGCAGUGAGGACUGUUGAUCCCAUGAAAGCUGUGGGGAAGCCUCAUACAUUGUGGGUUGCUUUUGCAAAGUUGUACGAGACCCACAAGGAUAUUGCCAAUGCAAGAGUGAUAUAUGAUAAGGCAGUACAGGUAAACUACAAAGCUGUUGAUCAUUUGGCUAGUGUUUGGUGUGAAUGGGCUGAAAUGGAGCUUAGACACAAGAACUUUAAGGGGGCUCUGGAACUGAUGAGACGGGCUACAGCAGAACCAUCAGUGGAGGUCAAACGAAGAGUGGCUGCUGAUGGCAAUGAACCAGUGCAGAUCAAGCUGCAUAAAUCCUUGAGGCUUUGGGCAUUCUAUGUUGAUUUAGAGGAAAGCCUGGGGACAUUAGAGUCAACUUGUGCAGUUUAUGAAAGGAUUUUGGAUCUAAGAAUAGCCACACCACAAAUCAUAAUUAACUAUGCUAUGCUUUUGGAGGAACACAAAUAUUUUGAGGAUGCAUUCAAGGUGUAUGAAAGAGGUGUCAAGAUUUUUAAAUAUCCACAUGUAAAGGACAUAUGGGUCACAUAUCUUUCCAAGUUUGUUAAAAGAUACGGGAAAUCAAAAUUGGAACGUGCAAGAGAGUUGUUUGAGCAUGCUGUUGAAGUGGCCCCGGCUGAAGCUGUAAAGCCAUUGUACCUACAAUAUUCCAAACUAGAGGAGGAUUAUGGUCUAGCAAAGCGGGCAAUGAAGGUUUAUGAUCAAGCUACGAAGGCAGUCCCAACCCAUGAAAAGUUGAGCAUGUACGAGAUCUACAUAGCUCGUGCUGCGGAGAUAUUUGGGGUUCCAAAAACAAGGGAAAUAUAUGAGCAAGCUAUAGAAUCUGGUCUUCCAGAGAAAGAUGUGAAAUCCAUGUGCGUGAAAUAUGCUGAGCUUGAGAAGAGCCUGGGAGAAAUCGAUCGGGCCCGUGCAAUAUAUGUGUAUGCAUCUCAGUUUGCAGAUCCACGAUCAGACCCUGAUAUCUGGAACAAAUGGCACGAGUUUGAGGUUCAGCAUGGAAAUGAAGACACCUUCAGAGAAAUGCUACGCAUUAAACGGAGUGUUACUGCAAGCUAUAGCCAGACUCAUUAUAUCCUUCCAGAAUACUUGAUGCAAAAGGACAAGCCAAAUCUGGACGAAACAAUGGACGCGUUGAAAAAAGCCGGGGUUCCAGAAGACGAAAUGGUUGCUUUAGAGAAGCAGUUAGUGCCCGCAGCCAAUGACGCUGCCACCAAAGAUGGUGUCCGGAAAUUGGGAUUUGUCAGCGCUGGGAUGGAGUCUAAGACAGAUGGUGUAGUAAGAGUCACCGCAAAUCAUGAGGAUAUUGAGCUCCCGGAGGAGAGUGACUCAGAAGACGAGGAAAAAGUUGAGAUUGCCCAGAAAGACGUCCCCUCUGCGGUGUUUGGUGGUCUGGUUAGGAAGCGGGAGGAGGCCGAUGAAGAAGAUGGUACUGGAGAUGACACUGCUGCUGCGAAAGAUAAAGGAGGGGAUGUUCAUCUGGGUGCCCUGGAGAGAAUAAAAAGGUUAAGACGGGCCGGAUAGUGAGUGAAUCGGGUUCGAAGAGCUCGCUCCAUCAAAUAUAUAUCAUGGGUACAAAAAAUGUUUUUGACAGGUAGAACUGUACUGGCUACCAGCCUCAGCAGAGUGAAGGUAGAUGAGAAUUGUGAGUGUAUUUUAGAUGAAGGUUUUUCUUUUCCUCUGCAGCAGCUUUUCUUUGGUCUGGACUCUGGAGUUGGGAAAUUAAGGGAUAGAUUUCAUUGAUUAGUGCAUGAGAUAGCUUAUAAGAGUUUCUUUUUUUCUCUUUUUUCUCCGCUAAUUUUGUAACGAUAGGAUUUUCUCAUCUUUUGGUAAUCUAUUUGGGCCAUGGCAGUGUAAUUUAGUAUGGUAGAUUAAAUAGCCACUUUGUCGUGUUUGAGAAUUGUAUUAAAUGUUAAUUGCCACCUUAUGUUAUUUUCACUGCCUUAAUUUUCCCUUUCA